This is a messenger RNA of Budorcas taxicolor (takin), 1458 nucleotides long. It is a transcript of the gene SPAG8, whose product is annotated as sperm associated antigen 8. Gene Ontology annotation, molecular function: microtubule binding. Gene Ontology annotation, biological process: positive regulation of transcription by RNA polymerase II. The transcript is spliced from 7 exons. The coding region runs from base 1 to 1458 and encodes 485 amino acids. The record is from RefSeq and is a predicted model, not a curated record. NCBI's taxonomy places the organism in Eukaryota, Metazoa, Chordata, Mammalia, Artiodactyla, Bovidae. Gene Ontology annotation, cellular component: nucleus; cytoplasm.
AUGGAGACCUCUGAGUCUACUGACAGAUCGCAGUCGCGAUCUUUAGACUUACAGCCCAGCUCGGACAGACUAGGGUCCAGUUCCGAUCCCUUUUCUUCUUGGGAUGGCCGUCAUAGAUCGGCCCUGGUAGCUGCAACCGCAGCAGCUUCAGCAGCUGCUACAGCCGCCUCCACUGCCAGAGCAGCUGCAUUAUCGACAAAGAGCCCAGCCCCCUCCUGUCAUGGGAGCCUGCUCACGGAGCCCUCCUCUGACAGUCUGACAGAGCGCUACACUGGACCUGGAUUUACCCACAAGAUAAGCCACGGGAGACUCGGCUUUCAGCCUGUCUAUGUUUCCCAUGUUGCUCGGAAUCCCUAUACUACAAAUGACCUUAGCUCUAGUCGUGGCCCUGUUCCUGGCUCCAGUUCUGGCCCUGUUCCUGGCUCCAGCUCUAGCCCUGGUCCUGACUCCAGCUCUGACCCUGGACCUAGCUCCAGUUCUGGUCCUGGUGGUAGCCCUGGCGGUGGCUCAGGUCGAGAUCCUGGCCAUGGCCCUGGUCCUGGUGGUGGCUCUGGUCAGGGUCCUGGCGGUGGCUCUGGUCAAGGCACUGAUCUUGGUCCUGCUGUUGAUUCUAGGCAUAGCCCAGGCCAUGGCCAUGGCCCUAGGUUCAACUUCUCUGCUCCUGUAGGCUUCAGAAACCCCGGGGGAGAUCUUAUCCCUAAUUAUACUGGCUGCAAACACCACUGUCACUGGGAGCCGCAGAAACAAUCCUGGAAAUUUUUGAAAGUCUCAGAACCUGGUGCCCGAGGGCUGUGGAAGCCCCCCGAAGUUGAAGGGAAGAGUACGGUUCUCAGUGAAACACUGCCACGGGGCCAGUGCCUUCUCUACAACUGGGAGGAGGAGAGAGCCACCAACUACCUGGAUCAAGUCCCAGUCAUGCAGGAUGGCUCUGAGAGUUUCUUUUUCCGACACGGACACCGGGGACUGCUGACCCUGCAGCCACAGUCACCCAUGUCCUCCUGCACCACCCAGAAAGACUCAUACCAGCCCCCAACAAGCCACUGUCAGCCAAUUCGAGGGAAGCGUGAAGCCAUACUGGAGAUGCUCUUGCGCCAACAAAUCUGUAAAGAGGUGCAGGCAGAGCAGGAACCCACAAGGAAGGACUUGGAGGUCGAGUCUGUGACACACCACGACUACAAAAAGGAGCUGGUGCAGGCAGGGCCUCCUGCCCCAACAAAGCUCCACGACUACCAUACAGAGCAGCCUGAAACCUUCUGGCUAGAGAGGGCACCUCAGCUACUGGGUGUCAGUAACAUCAGGACACUAGACACACCGUUCCGGAAGAACUGCAGUUUCUCAACACCUGUGCCUUUGUCUCUAGGGGAGCCGUUGCCCUUUGAACCUGAGAGUUAUUCCCAACAAGGAAAAAUAUCUUCCCUUGCCUGUCAGGGAGGGGCGCAGGGUGGUGGAGGGGGUUGA